GGAAAUAUAAAGUAAUCAAAACAUGAACAGCAGUUCGAUUGGUGGCACGGAAAAGCUUCACAAAAAGCAUAAAUGCAAAAUGGUUUUUAAAAUAAUUGGCGAUUAUGUAACACAAUUUUUAGGCCAUACAACACUCCAAGGACUCAUUUAUGUUGGUAAUUCGCAACUGUCCAUCUGGGAAAGGGCUUAUUUUCUCAUCUGGUUUGUGUCUGUUAUAACUGUGGCCAUAAACUUUGCGACGAAUGUCUACACGCGUUGGGAAACGACACCGGUUAUUAUAGCUUUGGAGGCACAUACGACUGAAAUACGCACCACACCCUUUCCAGCGAUCACUAUAUGUAACAUGAACCAAGCUCUACGCAGCCAAAUCAAAAACUUUUCGCACGAUUCUUUGGGCUAUGCCAUGACUCAGAAGAUUUGCUUUCAAGACGUAGAUUACAGUCAGUUCGAUGACUUGAAACCCGCUUCAAAGGACGACACAUUCAUGAAUUUCAUCUGGCGCGUGAAUGGUCAGACGUGCGACAAUAUGAUUGUAUAUUGCCGCUUUGGUAACAAGGAGGACCGCUGUACUGACUUCUACCGGGAGGUACUUAUGGAUGAAGGAAUUUGCUGUGCCUUCAAUAUCUUACAUCCAUCCUAUUUAUACAAGGGGAAAUAUAUAUUUGUACGUGAUUUCACUUCCUCUAUUGGCACCAUACCUGUAGACUGGAAUUCGGAGACUGGUUAUGCUGAUAACAUGCCACUUUACUAUUAUCCUCGUACCGCCGUAGGAGCAGGUGUAACUUUGGGAUUUACUUUCGUUCUCAAUGCUAACCUUAGCGAAUAUAUUUGCUCUUCAACUUUUAGUACCGGGUUGAAGGUGAUCACUCACAAUCCAAUCGAUACACCGCACGUUAAAGAGACAGGGUUAUCGGUCCAACCAGGUUAUCAACACCGUUUUCGAUUGAACAUCGACAGUUCAAAGGCGCUACCUUCGACUCGUAGUAUAACGCCACAACGUCGCCAAUGUCUCUUCAAUAACGAACUGGAAUUGUUAUAUUUCCGUUACUACACACGACGCAAUUGUGAGAUGGAAUGUGAUUCCAAAUAUUUUUUACGUCGCUGUCAGUGUAUUCCAUACCACAUGCCACUCAUCUAUCAGAACGCUAGUGUAUGCCAUGUGAAAGACUUUAAUUGUGAAAGUAUUGCCGAGGCGGAGGUCAACGAUGAGCAGCAUGUGUCUUGUAAGCGUGAGUGCCUACCGGGGUGUUUUAAUUUGGAAUACUUUCCAACGGUCUACCGGACACCAUUGGCGAACACUUCUUUUGUUUUUAAAGAUAAGUUCUUUGGAAAUUUUACAAAGAAAGAGAUACACGAAAACUUCGCUCUAGUGCAAGUAUACUUCGCCGAUGAUUUGUUUAGGUCCAAGGUUAGAUCACCGUACACCAGCUUUACGGAUUACCUCUCACAAACUGGUGGCAUUAUGAGUUUGAUGGUUGGUUUCGGGGUUAUAUCAGUGCCUGAGUUCUUUUACUUCUUCUUCAUUCGACCAAUGUUCGAUUUAAUUUUGAAGCGACUACCAUGUGCUGUGCGCCAAGUGACUGCAAGGAAACUUCGAAAAGGUGAAAAUGGAAAUAGACUUCUGUUUGAAGAUAAGCAUCCACAUUUUGCGAGAAUGCCGUUCGCCACGAGCCGUCGGCCUUUGAAGCCUUUUAAUGGUUAUAACAGCAAGAAGGUAUACAAUAGCUUAAUGAAAAAGAUGCCAAUACAAAGGGAGCAACUUUUAAAUAUCGACAUGGAGAAGGCAGGUUUGUUCCCGUACACGGAAUGAACCGUUGAUACCUUUCCGCUGCGUAUCCUCUUUUUAUUCCCCACUUGUUUGAAAACAACACAUACGCUAUCCCCGAAAGUUUUGAGAAGAAGCUCUGAUUUCCGAAUAUAAAAUCCGUUAACACCAUAGCUGAAAUUAUCAGGAACAUCUCUAAAUUACGAUAAACUUAAUUAUUAUUUGAAAUUAAAACAAAGUUGAAAUCUGAUGAGUCAUUAUAACUGUAAUCAGAUGCUUUGAAAUUUUAAAAUAAGAUUCGGCAGAUUGUCAAGUUUUUUAUAUCCUAAACAGGGUAUGUUAAGUUUGCAACACAUUGUAACACUAAGAAGGAAAAAUCGGAGACUCUAUAAAAUACGUAUAUAAAUGAUCACCAUGAUGAACUGAGUCGAUUUAGCCAUGCCCGUCUGUC
Bactrocera oleae (olive fruit fly) is the source of this 2216-nucleotide messenger RNA. The record is from RefSeq and is a predicted model, not a curated record. NCBI's taxonomy places the organism in Eukaryota, Metazoa, Arthropoda, Insecta, Diptera, Tephritidae.